AUGAUUGAAGAGACGAUAAUGAAGGCUGAGUUAAGUGGAGUAAAGGUGAUAAGUCUAGGACUUUUAAAUCAGAAACAAGAAUUUAGCGCACACUGCGCACAUUAUAUUGAAAGGGUUCCACAACUGAAGAUUAAAAUUGUAGAUGGUAGUAGCUUGGUUGCUGCUACCGUGCUGAACACCAUUCCCAAAGGGACAAAUCAUGUGCUUCUACGAGGCAGGUUUAAUAAGGUUGCUUUGGCCAUUACAAAUGCUUUAUGCACUCAAAAUGUACAGGUGACUGUUUUAUACAAGGAUGAACUGAAUGAGCUUGAGCGAUUACUCACCAUGUCAAAUGGAAGCUUUUCUCUUUCACCAAUCAAUAAUGCUCCAAAGAUAUGGUUAGUUGGAGAGGAAUGGAAUGAAGAUGAGCAAAUGCAAGCAUCAGAGGGAUCGUUUUUCAUACCAUUUUCUCAUUUUCCUCCAAAACAAAUGCGAAAAGAUUGUUUCUACAACUAUACACCAGCAAUGAUAGCUCCAACCACACUCAUAAACUUGCACUCAUGUGAGAACUGGCUUCCAAGGAGAAGAAUGAGUGCUUGGCGCAUUGCUGGAAUAGUUCAUGCCUUAGAAAGAUGGAAUGUUCAUGAGUGUGGUUACACUAUGUUUGACAUUAAGAAAGUAUGGGAAGCGACUAUUCGCCAUGGAUUCAAGCCCCUUAAGAUUCCACACUAG
This is a messenger RNA of Lathyrus sativus (Indian pea), 711 nucleotides long. The record is from the annotation of a GenBank genome assembly. NCBI's taxonomy places the organism in Eukaryota, Viridiplantae, Streptophyta, Magnoliopsida, Fabales, Fabaceae.